AUGCGCCCAGAGAUUACAGAUCAAAUAUUAUAUUCUUUCCUCACAGGAGGAUUAGGUGCCUCGUCGACCACCACCACCACCACAAGAUCGUCGUUUUUCCCUUUUACCAUCGAAGACACAAUUUCUCAAGACAAAUCUCUUGCUGCUCUGAGGAAACACAAAGAAGCUGAGCGAAACAGAAGAGAAAGAAUUAACUCCAAUCUUAACAAGCUCCGAAACUUACUCUCUUGUAACUCCAAGACCGACAAAGCCACACUACUAGCAAAAGUGGUCCAACGAGUCAAUGAACUAAAACAAAAAACCCUAGAAAUCUCCAACGAUACGGUACCGUCUGAGACAGACGAAAUCAGUGUACUCAACUUCGAAGACUGUUCCAACGAAGACGGUGGGAUAAUCUUCAAAGUAUCGUUCUGCUGCGAGGACAGGCCAGAUCUCAUGCAAGAUCUUGUCGAGACACUCAAGUCUCUUCGGAUGGAAACUCUCUCUGCAUAUAUGACGACAAUCGGUGGUCGGACAAGAAAUGAUCUCGUUGUGGUCGGCAACAAAGAGCAGCACAGUGUCGAGUCGGUGAAAUUACUACAGAACGCAAUUGAGUCGUUGCUCGAACGGUCAAACCAGUCAGUGAUGAUGGGACAUGGUGGUGGGGGAGAAAGGUCCAAAAGACGUCGUCCUCUUAAUCACUUCAUACGGGUGUGAUUUGAUGAGACUUGAGCACUAUUAUAUGAUAUAGUUUUCUUAUAUAGAUAACGUGGUUAUAAUUUCUGAACCCUUUCGUCUGUAUUUUUCCAUUAAUAGAUAGACUUUAUAUGGUUUUAGUUAUGAGUUUUGUUUUAAAAAUAUCUGCGUUUGAGUUAACUAUGACUGCAAACAUUGAACAUAUGUAACAUAGGUAAACUGUAAAAGUUUG
This is a messenger RNA of Eruca vesicaria subsp. sativa (arugula), 907 nucleotides long. Lineage: Eukaryota; Viridiplantae; Streptophyta; Magnoliopsida; Brassicales; Brassicaceae. The record is from the annotation of a GenBank genome assembly.